This is a messenger RNA of Cantharellus anzutake, 1143 nucleotides long. Its product is annotated as G-protein beta subunit. The record is from RefSeq and is a predicted model, not a curated record. Gene Ontology annotation, cellular component: heterotrimeric G-protein complex; cytoplasm. Gene Ontology annotation, molecular function: protein binding; signaling receptor complex adaptor activity. Bases 1 to 1143 code for a protein of 380 amino acids. The transcript is spliced from 4 exons. Lineage: Eukaryota; Fungi; Basidiomycota; Agaricomycetes; Cantharellales; Hydnaceae. Gene Ontology annotation, biological process: G protein-coupled receptor signaling pathway.
AUGUCCGGAACGGCUAACGGUGAUCUUCAAGAAAGAAUUGCUGCCGCACGCCGCGAGGCUGAGGUUCUGAAGGAGAAGAUACGCGCUCGUCGAGAUGCAACACAAGACACCAGUCUUCGUGCCAUGGCUGGUGAGGUCGAGCCCCUCCCACGGAUUGCGAUGAGAACAAGAAGAAUUUUAAGGGGGCACCUGGCAAAAAUUUAUGCCAUGCAUUGGGCAAUGGACAAACGACAUCUUGUAUCUGCUUCUCAAGACGGGAAACUCAUCCUAUGGGACGCUUACACCACUAAUAAAGUCCACGCCAUCCCGUUACGCUCUAGUUGGGUCAUGACUUGCGCUUAUUCACCCUCUGGGAAUUUCGUUGCUUGCGGCGGUCUGGACAACAUCUGCUCCAUUUAUAACCUUCGGUCAAGGGAGGGCGCCGGUGAGCGUGGCGCCAAGGAACUGAGCGCGCAUUCCGGUUACUUGAGUUGUUGUCGGUUUGUCAAUGAUCACCAGAUAUUGACCAGUUCUGGGGACAUGACCUGUAUGUUAUGGGAUAUCGAGGCUGGUGUUCGCAUUAUGGAGUUUAAUGAACACACUGGAGACGUCAUGAGCUUGUCCUUAGCACCAAACCAGAACACGUUCGUAUCAGGAGCGUGUGACGCUCAAGCAAAGUUAUGGGACAUUCGCACCGGAAAGGCCGUUCAAUCCUUCAAUGGCCAUGAAUCUGAUAUUAAUGCAAUCCAGUUUUUCCCUAAUGGAGAUGCGUUUGCUACUGGCUCUGAUGACGCUUCUUGUCGAUUGUUUGACAUUCGCGCCGACAGAGAAUUAAACGCUUACACUCAUGACACCGUUUUGAGUGGCAUAACAUCCGUCGCUUUCUCCAUUUCAGGUCGUAUAUUAUUCGGGGGAUAUGACGAUUGGACCUGUAAUGUUUGGGACACGCUGAAGGGCGAGCGCGUAGGCGUCUUAACAGGCCAUGAAAACCGCGUUAGCUGCCUUGGUGUCAGCUCGGACGGCAUGGCGCUUUGCACGGGGAGUUGGGACAGUACACUCAAGGCAGGUCCUUUUGGUCCGAUCUCUUGGGUUCUGGACUUAUGGCUCGUAUUCGGAUUAGAUUUGGGCCUAACGUCCAGAUUCUCGCUCUAUUACCUUUUGUGA